Molecule: messenger RNA, 699 nt
Organism: Homalodisca vitripennis (glassy-winged sharpshooter)
Lineage: Eukaryota; Metazoa; Arthropoda; Insecta; Hemiptera; Cicadellidae
Gene: ND-B14
Product: NADH dehydrogenase [ubiquinone] 1 alpha subcomplex subunit 6
Exons: 3
Coding region: 112-489 (125 amino acids)
Biological process (GO): response to oxidative stress
Source: RefSeq, a predicted model, not a curated record
UUGUCCUCUAUAACAGCUGUUUCAUGAGAUGGAGAGGAGUUAGUGUAUGGUGUUGGGAUUGAUUAAUUUUGUGUGUUGAAACUUGGGAGACUUUAGUUUAAAUAUUUGAUUAUGGCUCAAGCUAGUCAGUCUGCAAAAGUUUUUGUUAGGCAAGUUAAACCUCUUUUGUCUUUGGAUCAUAUUGAGUCUCAAAGAAGAGUGAGGAACUUAUACAGAGCCUGGUACCGUCAGAUUCCCAUAAUAGUACAUGACUUCCACAUACCGAAAUCGGAAGCACAUUGUCGUGCAAAGCUUAGGGAAGAAUUUGAGAAACACAGGGGCGUCAAGGAUAUUCGAGUCAUAGACAUGCUAGUUAUAAAGGGACAGAGUGAGUUGAAGGAAGUCGUCAAUAGAUGGAAACAGGAAGUUCACGUCAUGGCAUAUUUCAAGGACACGUGGGAGCCUAAACCUAAAGACUUCCUCUCGAAGUUUGUCAGUGGAUCAGAGUAAUGCUAUCAUUGGCUCAGACACUUUGGAUAGUCAAAAAAUUGUAAUUUCUUUGGUCUAAUUAUAGAUAUAUCUUCAACAUCUGUAUGAUAUCAAUAAUUUAUUUUAUAAAAUCUGUUAGUAUUCAACAUCUGUAUGAUAUGAAUAAUUUAUUUUAUGAAAUCUGUUAGUAUUUAAACAAAAUUAAAAUGUUGAAUUAAAUUUUAAAACACG